Molecule: messenger RNA, 255 nt
Organism: Thelazia callipaeda (thelaziosis nematode)
Lineage: Eukaryota; Metazoa; Nematoda; Chromadorea; Rhabditida; Thelaziidae
Source: the annotation of a GenBank genome assembly
AUGGAAAGAAAAGGCGGGGUUUGCAGUUCUCCGCUCUUAUAUAUUCCGGGUGUAUGUGUAGAGAGUCAUAAUCUUUCAUCAAGCGGACGAAGUUUCGUGCAACAGCGGCGUUUCUCGAGGCGUCUAAGGCGGGCCAUUGAGGCCAUUUUUAUCACUGAUAAGUUUGGGCUAAUCACUUGUGGACGGGACGCAAGCGCAUUAAGUAGAAAGGAUUUGUCGUAUUCGCAGCAACGGCAAAUUUCUGCUUUUGCUUAA